Talaromyces marneffei is the source of this 237-nucleotide messenger RNA. RefSeq lists its product as uncharacterized. The record is from RefSeq and is a predicted model, not a curated record. The transcript is spliced from 3 exons. Lineage: Eukaryota; Fungi; Ascomycota; Eurotiomycetes; Eurotiales; Trichocomaceae. The coding region runs from base 1 to 237 and encodes 78 amino acids.
AUGAGGGUCCAGAAGCGACCUCGUCGACACGACGAUUACGAGGAGAACUGCAACUUGACAGCAGCCACUUUUGUGUCCGCUUGCAUAAGUCCCAAUGCCCCCGGUUUGAAUAUGCGCUGGCUGGUUUGCUGCUUCUGUUUCUUGCUUGUGAUGCCAGCGGGUAACGUUCUUGGUAAAUACUACGGAGUAAACGAGGCAUCACUCAAGAAUCAGUGGACGCCACAUGAAAUCAAAUGA